UCCAUCAAUCUCUCAAUUCUUUAUUGCAAAAAUCCAAAUACGCACAUUUUCGUUCCUCUGUUUUCUCUCAACACAUUCCUCUGUUUCUGUUUCUGUGUCUGGUUUGGGAGAAUGAGUUUAGCAGCGAAAACAGUAUGCGUAACAGGAGCUUCAGGUUACAUAGCGUCAUGGCUCGUCAAAUUCUUGCUCCAGCGUGGUUACACUGUUAAGGCUUCCGUUCGUGACCCAAAUGAUCCCAAGAAAACACAGCAUUUGCUUUCCCUUGGUGGGGCCAAAGAGAGGCUUCACUUGUUCAAAGCAAACCUGUUAGAAGAAGGUUCAUUUGAUGCUGUGGUUGAUGGAUGUGAAGUUGUAUUCCAUACAGCAUCUCCAUUUUACUACUCUGUUACAGACCCACAGGCUGAGUUACUUGAUCCUGCUGUCAAGGGGACACUCAAUCUUCUUGGUUCAUGUGCCAAAGCACCAUCAGUAAAACGAGUGGUUUUAACAUCUUCCAUAGCUGCAGUUGCUUAUAGUGGUCAGCCUCGGACACCUGAGGUUGUGGUUGAUGAAAGCUGGUGGACCAGUCCAGACUAUUGCAGAGAAAAGCAGCUCUGGUAUGUUCUCUCAAAGACAUUGGCUGAGGAUGCUGCAUGGAAGUUUGUGAAAGAGAAAGGCAUUGAUAUGGUUGCAAUAAACCCUGCUAUGGUUAUUGGUCCUUUGUUACAGCCUACACUUAAUACCAGUUCUGGUGCAGUCUUGAACUUGGUAAAUGGUGCCGAGACAUACCCAAAUUCUACCUUUGGGUGGGUUAACGUCAAAGAUGUCGCAAAUGCACAUAUUCUCGCGUUUGAGAAUCCUUCAGCUAAUGGAAGAUAUUUAAUGGUUGAGAGAGUUGCCCACUACUCUGAUAUACUGAAGAUAUUACGUGAUCUUUACCCUACUAUGCGACUUCCAGAAAAGUGUGCUGACGACAAUCCGUUGAUGCAAAACUAUCAAGUAUCAAAGGAAAGGGCGAAAAGCUUGGGUGUCGAAUUCACUCCUCUCGAAGAAAGCAUCAAAGAAACUGUUGAAAGUUUGAAGGAAAAAAGGUUUUUUGGAGGCUCAUCGGCUAUGUGAGCGUUUCUCAAAGCUUUUCUGGAAUGUUAGCAAGUCUUGAAAAACUUAUAUUCUUUACAAAAGCUAGUACAACCAUAGCCUGAACAAUUUCCCUUCUUUUUGUUUUGGGCUAAUUUAGAAUUUAGGUGUCAGAGUCCAUACCCCUUAAUAAAUUUUGAUCAAACUUGGUUGAAAUUUUUUGUGAAUUUCUAUAGCUGCAUAGAUUGCUUAGCAAAGCUGUUAAUGCAAAGCAUCAAUAUAUAUGUAAGCUCUUAUCGAGUUUUAAGAUUUAGUCACUGUCUUGAUGCAACAAGCUCUUUCUAUACCGUGCAGUGGCGGAUCCAAGAUUUAAAUUUUAUGGGUUCAACUUUUAAGGUUUUUA
Nicotiana attenuata is the source of this 1459-nucleotide messenger RNA. Its product is annotated as cinnamoyl-CoA reductase 1-like. The transcript is spliced from 6 exons. Lineage: Eukaryota; Viridiplantae; Streptophyta; Magnoliopsida; Solanales; Solanaceae. Bases 112 to 1098 code for a protein of 328 amino acids. Gene Ontology annotation, molecular function: oxidoreductase activity, acting on the CH-OH group of donors, NAD or NADP as acceptor. The record is from RefSeq and is a predicted model, not a curated record.